This is a messenger RNA of Humulus lupulus (European hop), 1023 nucleotides long. RefSeq lists its product as uncharacterized. Bases 232 to 786 code for a protein of 184 amino acids. The transcript has 5 exons. Lineage: Eukaryota; Viridiplantae; Streptophyta; Magnoliopsida; Rosales; Cannabaceae. The record is from RefSeq and is a predicted model, not a curated record.
CUCACCCCACUCACCCUCGCUCCAAGAGAACGGCUGAAAUCUCUCAGCUCUGAGCCAUCUCCGGCCACCCUCUCCUCCACCAUCUUCUUCCUCCGUCUCCCUCACUCCCCGGCCACGCUAUCUCGCCGGAAUCUCCACCAUCCUCUUCCUCAGCCACGAGCUCCUUUAUGUUCUGGAGUUUAACAAUUCAGUAAGGACGUGGGAGAAAGGAAAAUCCCAAGGGCGGCAGCCAUGUCUUUCAUGAAGGGAGAUUUGCUUACGAAAACCAGAAAGCUUGUCAAGGGUUUGGCCAUGGCGGAGCCUCGUUGGCUCAAAGCAAUGGAACAGGCACCACCUCCAACAUUUCCUCGUAGUGACGGUAAAGUAAAGACAAUCACUCUCCCAGAAGAUGUUUAUACCAACAAGUUCUACAAGAAACAUCCAGAUUCCAAACACGAAGAAGCCUUCAAUUUUUGUAGUUUCGAUCCACCUCCGGCUCGUUUAUUUGGUUGGCGUAUUCUGGAGUUGAAGGAGCAAGGAGUUAGUGAGGAUGCAGCAAUGGCAAUUGCAGAUAUGGAGUAUCUGUCAGAGAAGAAGGCUAAGAAGAAGGCUUACGCUAGGUUGAAGCAAAUUUCGCGUAUCCAAGGGAAGAAGCCACCUCCUAAUCCAUACCCAAGUGCCAUCAAAGAGAUACAAGCUGAGGAAAAAAAAUAUGUUCAUGACAGAUUCUUUAACCCCAAAAUUAAAGAAGCAGUGAGGCAACUGAAAGAGGAAAGAGCAGAACGCUGGGGUGGUAACCCAUUUUAAGGUUCACAAAUUUAGUUGGGUUCCUAACUUUUACUUUCUUUGUUCUCAACACUAUGCUGCCAUCUGAUUAUUGGCAUUUCAGGUGUGAGUCAAUUUUAAGUUUUUGAGAAGAAUAAUGAUAAUCUCGAAUGUUUGAUUAUUACACAAUGAUUAUGUUAUCAACGGUGCUCUGGAAAGAGUAAGACAUAGAUAUAUAUACUUUGUUCAAGUGCAAUCAUUUUCACGUCCUUUCCCGUU